This is a messenger RNA of Phytophthora sojae, 2894 nucleotides long. RefSeq lists its product as hypothetical. The coding region runs from base 1 to 2688 and encodes 895 amino acids. The record is from RefSeq and is a predicted model, not a curated record. The transcript has 8 exons. Lineage: Eukaryota; Oomycota; Peronosporomycetes; Peronosporales; Peronosporaceae.
AUGACCAAGGAACGGAUAAGCUCGGCGGAGCUGGCGCAGCGCAAGGAGGAGUACUACGAGCUGCUGGCCACCAGUGACAGCUCACUCCGAGAAGUGCUGAACCAGAGAGGCGGCCUCGUGCUCGCUCGCGUCGGACGCUACCAGCCCUGGCCUGCGAGGUUUUGCGAGCCGGGGGAGUUCGCCAAGAUGGCUCGGUAUCGGGCCAAGAAGGGCCAAGCUUGUGUCUACUUCUUCGGCAGCAGGAACUACGGCUGGGUCUCGAAAUCGUCCAUCCAGCCUUUCCCAGAAGACCUGACCACUCUUACAGGGUCAGCCAAAUACAACCAGGCUCUCAUCCAAGAAGCGUUGGACGAAGCCAAGUUCGUGUUGGACGUGACGGACGAAACUGGCAGGCGCUUCUUUGAUCGCAUUAUGGAGCGCAAGGAGGAGGCUGUUGAUUUGCCCUGCGAGCGCUGCAACCGAGUGGACGACCACUACUCGCUUCUUAUUUUGUGCGACGGCAAAAACUGCAAGCGGGAGUACCAUAUGAACUGUUUGAGCCCACCAUUGGAGUCGAUCCCCCCUGGAGAUUGGUUUUGCCCAGACUGCGAAAAAGAUCAGGAGAAAGAGCGUGAGAAGGAACGUGAAAAGGAGCAACUAAAGCGAGCGAAGGCGGAAGCGAUGGAUAAACAGGACGCUAGCGUUACGGAGGUGAAUGCGGUCGAUGGAGAAUUGCCGGUAGCCAAGACCCCCUCCGCGAAGAAGGUAGUGAAGAAGCACAAACUGAAGUCCAGAGACGGCACAGCGAAGCGUCGUUUGGCAUCCACUUCGCCUGAUCGCGUCGGAGUCUCAGUCAAAAAGCCCCGUGCAGGUCGUUCGUCGUCUCGGGAAGUAUCGCCACCGCCAAGAACGACGCCAAAGCGUUUAGAUGGCAGGAAAAAGAAGCCGUCUCAACUUUCGAUUCCUAGCAGCAGGGCUCAGCUUUUGUCCGACCCUGAAAGCGGCACAGCCGACGACGAACAACAAUCAGAGGAGAAAUGUCUGCUCUGCGGUUUUGGAGGAGAGCUGAUCGUGUGCGAAUUCCCAGCGUGUACCAAGGUAUACCACCAAUUUUGUUUGGGCGCCUACCCAUUCCCGAAAGAUGAAGACGCGACUUGGUAUUGUCCUCGGCACACGUGCGUGUUGACUGGGGAGAAGGAGCUGUGUGAGGACGGCGAGAAAACAACAAACAAGCUGAAACAUGCAUCUCCUCGGAAGGUGAAUGUCAAAAAUGUGCUGUGGAAGUGCAACCAGUGCCCUCUUGCUAUCGCGGAAGAGGCUCUCCCCCAGCUACCGCAGGGACAGAUUUUCUCCAAGAAAUCGCGGACAUUUAUGUGUCCUAAUUGCUACCUGAACGCGCCAGCUAAGGUUCAGCUUGCGAAAAGACUGGAAAAGAUCUGGUCAACGCUGGCAACGAAUCGACAGGGAAUGCCGUUCUGUGGACCGUUGCUGUGUGGUGUUGAGCCUGUGGACGGACAGUCGGAGGAUACGCGAACACAAUUGGACUUAUUCAAAGUGUUGGCGAGGAUUCGACGAUUGGAAUAUAGCGAAUCAGCAGGAUUUUCGCGAGAUAUCGACGAGGUGGUGGCGAAUGCGCUGGAUCUUAUUGCAAACCGCUCAUUCCCGCUAAUGGAAGCAGCGAAAACGCUAAAAAUUAUUCGUAACGAGCAGUUCGCAAUCCACCAGCAGAAGCUUGAUUUUCUGGAUACCAAGAUCCGACGCCUUCAGACUGAUGGGGAGAAUGGACGUGACGACGAUGACAAUUUGGCGGAUGCGGACAAGAAAAAAUGGCCUCUUCGAUGGCGCCAGGAAUGUGGGCCAUUCGAAGACAAAUAUUACGCGCUCCUGGACGCGAAGUCACUGGAGGAGUGGGCAGCGCUUGUUUCAGCAGCGCCUCUAUACGCAAGUGGGGAUGAGCUCGAUGCUCGGAGUGCUGUCGGAGCCGAUAUGAGUGACGAGUUAAGUGGAGGUGAAGAUGAAACUCAGCAGCGAAGCAGGAGCCCGUCAUUAGGCUCCGCGAAUGAGUUGUCUGGUCCUCCAGCUGCCACUCGGGUGGAAUCGGGCCUUAGCUUGUCGGAAGGAACGGAUGUGAUGAUCGCCUUCGGUGAUUUGUCUAAGCCAGGUUGCGGCACCCAGAAGCGAAGGUUUGGUGGUGAGCAAACGAAGGAGCUGGACAGCAUGGAUACCCGCGAGUUUUUCCUGUCGCCAUCCACCAGCGAGAUGCAGCACAUGUUUGAUCAGCAAUCUACCCUCCUCCGCAGCGCAUUAGAGGCACACUCAACAUUGCAACGGUCAUGGCUUAUCAGUCAGCAAGAUAUGCUAGGUCUUGGUGGGCGUGGUGGGUUCUCUGUUGGAGAAGGCCGACUUGCUGCAGAACUACGACUGGCGAACAAGAAUCUCCGACAACGAUUGCGAAACAAAGACAAACUGGUUGAUCAACUGACCUCGGAUCACAUGGCACUGCGAGCAGAAGUGAUCAACCUCCAGCGAGAGCUCUCGCAAAGCAAGAUCCGUGCCAGAGAGCUGGAAGAACAGAUUGCCACGGCUGGAAGCAUCAAUCAAGGCCGCCCCGACGACGCUCAUGCCGGCAACAGCAAGACUGUCGUUUCCAACGGAGAAAUGGCAGCUACACCAGAUCGAAGUACGGAUGAGGAGCACAUGUUCUCGUAAGCCCAGUACUACGCUCCCUCCAAAGGGUGAUGGUAUUCUUCACGGGACCUGGCUUGCACUAGCAAUCCAGCCUUUCGCGCGUCUGAGGGUUCCCAGCUUCGAUGAGGGACACAGUCAGCGCGAAGAGCUUCUGGGUUGGGUGGGUUCCAAGUAAAUGGCGUGCAAUAUCAUGUGAACACCUAAAAACACGGCAUUGUUGUAACUAG